CUGAGCUGAUGCGAGGGUGCCCAUAGUCACCAGACAUUGACAAAACGCCCCUUGACGCUGUCACAUCUCUCCGCGGAGGUAAGUCAGCCGAGGCGUUCCCGUUCCUGACGUUGCUGCAACCCUGUCGUAGCCCGAUUAGCUAGCAGCCCUACACCCCGGAUUCAUCCGUCAUAUCUACCCGUCUUCUAUUGCGAAACUCUUGUGUUCCCAACCCUUUCUUCUCCGUCAUCCAGUUUCUUUACCUUCCAGUCCUCUUCAACUCAGCCUACGCAUCUCGACCCCCACCCAUUCGCUCCGGUCGAACGUCACCGCCCCCACCAUCCCACCAUGGCUACCCAAGCGCACUGCGCGUUCUGCUUCGAAACUCUCGUCGCAAGCCUCGAGAAGCGCCCUGCCCUAACACUCGCUCAAGUCGAACACCUCUGGGUAAAGUACAACACCGAGCCUACUACAACCUCUGAGCUCGAAGACGAGACCGAAGCGGAAGAAGCAGAUCAGGCCGCCGCACAGGUAGAUGGCUCCCACAGACCCGCCGCGAUAUCGCGUAUCCUCGCCUCCCCGCCCUCGUCCGCAAGUUCGUCAAGCCGGCAAAGCGCGAAUUCGACGCCCAGCGGUCUAAGCAGCGAGACACCAAGUAGUAUCACAAGCCAGAGCAGCAGCUCUACAAACCUGGUCGAUAAGGAGGAAGAGGCAGAAGAGCAUCCCUUGUUCGUAACAUGGAACACGGUUUCGCGCUCCGGCGACAAGCGACUUCGAGGCUGUAUCGGAACCUUUGCAGCCCAGCCCCUCACCACGGGACUCUCAUCCUACGCGCUCACUGCCGCAUUCGACGAUACGCGUUUCUCGCCCAUUAGCACAAGCGAACUACCUACCCUAGCAUGCGCAGUCACGCUCCUCACAGACUUUGAGCCCGUGGACGAUGCUAUGGAUUGGGAAAUUGGCACACAUGGCUUGCGGAUUAGCUUCCAGGAAAAGGGCAGGCGAUACGGCAGUACGUAUCUGCCUGAUGUGGCGAGCGAACAGGGAUGGACCAAGGAAGAGGCGCUGGUUAGUUUGAUGCGGAAGGCGGGGUGGGGUGGUAAGAAGGCGGAUUGGAACAAGGUCGCGUUGAAGGUCACGAGGUACCAGGGCAAGAAGGUAGCGUUGGGGUGGGGCGAGUGGAGGAGUUGGAGGGAUUGGGUUGACGAGGAGAUUGCGGAUGUUUAGAUGUGAAGAGUGAACUAUUUUGGCUCUUUGUGAUUAGAGCUAUAGAAAGCUACGGAUGAAGGGAUGCAUCAUGAUUAACGAUGAUAAUGGAUAGCGAUGGCGCUACAGUAGGGAUAUACAUCGACGGACUCGAUAGACAAGAAAGUUCGAUACCCCUUGAUAAUGAAUAACGACUUCUUUUACCACAGCCGGAGUCGCAUAUGACUGCAGCAAGUACU
Molecule: messenger RNA, 1424 nt
Organism: Alternaria rosae
Lineage: Eukaryota; Fungi; Ascomycota; Dothideomycetes; Pleosporales; Pleosporaceae
Product: ammecr1 family protein
Exons: 1
Coding region: 328-1206 (292 amino acids)
Source: RefSeq, a predicted model, not a curated record